AUGUCCACCUACGACGUCCCCGCCCGCCCCCAGAAUGUCGGUAUCCUCGGCAUGGAGAUGUACAUCCCCAAGAGGUGCAUCUCUGAGGAUGCCCUCGAGGACUUUGACGGUGCUGCCAAGGGGGAGGACAUCAACUCUGUCGCUUUGACUGUCGUGUCUUCGCUCCUGAAAAAGUACAACGUGGACCCCAAGUCUAUCGGCCGCCUCGACGUCGGUACCGAGACCCUCAUCGACAAGUCCAAGUCCACCAAGACCCUCCUCAUGGAGCUCUUUGCCCCCUCCGGCAACACCGACAUUGAGGGUAUCGACUCCAAGAACGCCUGUUACGGUUCUACCGCCGCGCUUUUCAACGCCGUCAACUGGAUCCAGAGUGAGAGCUGGGAUGGCAGGAAUGCGAUCGUCAUGUGCGGUGACAUUGCCAUUUACAAGGAGGGCAGCGCUAGGCCUGUUGGUGGUAUGGGUGCUUGUGCUUUGUUGAUCGGUCCUGAUGCGCCUUUGGUGCUUGAGCCCGUCCACGGUACUUACAUGGCCAACACCUGGGACUUCUACAAGCCCGACCUUUCCGCUGAAUACCCCACUGUUGACGGUCCCUGGACCAUCGCCGCCUACCUCGGCGCCCUCGACAACUCUUACUCUACCUACGUUGAGAAGGUCGCUGCUUCCAAGGCCCGAGCCGCCAAGAAGGCUGGUGUCGCCCUCAACGGCGAUGCCAAGGACGAGGGUAUCUCCCAGUUCGACUAUGUGUGCUUGCACUCUCCUUACGGCAAGCUCGUGCAGAAGGGCCACGCCCGUUUGCACUACAACGACUACCUCCGAGGUGUCACCAGCGAUGCUUUCGCCAACAUCCCCGAAGACGUCAAGUCCCAGGACAAGACCAAGACUUACACCGACAAGGUGGUCGAGAAGGCCUUUAUCGCUGCCGGUGCUUCCCACUACAAGUCUGCCGUUGUCCCCGGUUCCGACUGUGUCGCCCGAUGCGGCAAUAUGUACACUGCCUCCCUCUACGGUGCCUUGUCCAGUGUCAUCGCCAACAACCCCGAGGGUAUCGAGGUCGGCAAGAGGAUUGGUCUUUACGCUUUCGGUUCUGGGUGUGCUGCCUCUUUCUUUGCCAUCAGGGUCGCUGGCUCCACCAAGAACAUUGCUGAGAAGCUCAACUUGAAGGAGAGACUGGAGUCUAUGGAUGUCAGGCCUUGCCAGGAAUACGUUGACGCGCUUAUGCUCCGUGAGGAGAACCACAACGCCGUCAAGUACUCUCCCCAGGGUUCCAUCGACAACAUCUGGCCUGGUGCCUAUUAUCUCGAGGGUGUCGACGACCUGUACCGAAGGACUUACCUCCAGAAGGCCGAGUAG
This is a messenger RNA of Cryptococcus wingfieldii CBS 7118, 1350 nucleotides long. Its product is annotated as hydroxymethylglutaryl-CoA synthase. Lineage: Eukaryota; Fungi; Basidiomycota; Tremellomycetes; Tremellales; Cryptococcaceae. Gene Ontology annotation, molecular function: hydroxymethylglutaryl-CoA synthase activity. Bases 1 to 1350 code for a protein of 449 amino acids. The record is from RefSeq and is a predicted model, not a curated record. The transcript is spliced from 8 exons. Gene Ontology annotation, biological process: ergosterol biosynthetic process; acetyl-CoA metabolic process.